Molecule: messenger RNA, 2597 nt
Organism: Sphaeramia orbicularis (orbiculate cardinalfish)
Lineage: Eukaryota; Metazoa; Chordata; Actinopteri; Kurtiformes; Apogonidae
Gene: slc25a28
Product: solute carrier family 25 member 28
Exons: 4
Coding region: 195-1391 (398 amino acids)
Biological process (GO): iron import into the mitochondrion
Cellular component (GO): mitochondrial membrane
Molecular function (GO): ferrous iron transmembrane transporter activity
Source: RefSeq, a predicted model, not a curated record
GCUGGUCGUGUGUUUGUCCGCCUCGGCCUCUCGUGUUGAGCCCCAGCAGGGAGACGAGAGGCGGGGAGGAGAUGGAGUAACAGGCACGGAGCAGUGAAUUCAUCCAAAAAGGAAUGUAAAACUUUAUACACACGUAUCACCCGCAAGACGCCGUGCCUGUGCGCUUUGAGACUUAACAUAUAACCGUAUUUCUCAUGGAAGCAGAUGGAUUUGUGAGGAAGCGUCGGAUGACAGCGGAGACUACAGGCAAUGAUCCGGGGGUUGCUGGUGCCUCUGCUGGGGCAGAAGUUCGUUGGCUCGGGGGGAGAUUCUGGGGAGUUUCGGAAAGUAUUGUGGGGAGUCUGACACCCAGGAUCGGAGGCGAGAGUGAAAUCCAGACUGUUGAGUUUACACGUUGUGCACAAGAUCAGACUGAGGACUCUGAACCAGACUAUGAGGGUUUGCCACAAGGAGCUUCCACUAGCACUCACAUGUUGGCUGGAGCCGUGGCCGGGAUUAUGGAGCACUGCCUUAUGUUUCCCAUCGACUGUGUCAAGACACGCAUGCAGAGCCUCCAGCCUGACCCCGCCGCUCGCUACAGAAACGUAAUGGAUGCUCUUCGGCGAAUUGUAGCCACAGAGGGAGUCUGGCGACCGAUGAGAGGGCUGAAUGCGACCGCUGUUGGGGCGGGACCUGCUCACGCGCUCUAUUUUGCCAGCUAUGAGAAACUCAAAAAGACUCUUAGUGAUGUCAUUCACCCAGGGGCUAACAGUCAUUUGGCUAAUGGAGCGGCUGGAUGCGUGGCCACUCUGCUUCAUGAUGCAAUCAUGAACCCAGCUGAAGUUGUGAAGCAACGCAUGCAGAUGUAUAAUUCGCCCUACCGUGGCGUGUUGGACUGUGUACGCGCAGUAUGGCAGAAAGAGGGCCCUGCGGCAUUCUACCGCAGCUACACCACCCAGCUCACCAUGAACGUGCCCUUCCAGGCGCUCCACUUCAUGACAUACGAGUACCUUCAGGAGCUGCUCAACCCCCACAGACAGUACAAUCCCUCCUCCCACAUGUUUUCUGGAGCUAUGGCCGGGGCCAUCGCAGCUGCAGCCACCACACCUCUGGAUGUGUGCAAGACCCUACUCAACACCCAGGAGUCUAUGGCCCUCAGCUCCCUGUCCUCUGGCCAAGGGCCCGGUCAAGGCCAAGGAGCUCACAGACACAUCUCAGGCUUGGCCCACGCCUUCCGGACAGUUUACAGGCUGGGCGGCCUGCAGGGCUUCUUCAAGGGCGUACAGGCGCGAGUCAUCUACCAGAUGCCCUCGACAGCCAUCAGCUGGUCAGUCUACGAGUUCUUCAAGUACGGACUCACCAAGCACCAGCACAACAAGAGGCGAACACAGCAUCUGGAGGCAGAGACAUAGAUGUCUCUGUGGUCUUAUCUCCCCUCCCUGUGAGGAAAAGUCAACACGCACAUAGAAUCUUCUAAUAUAUCCACCUCAGCUGCCCCAUCGCUGUCAGACAUAGCAGAUAAGAAAGACAUCUUCAUAAGCUGCUUGAGUGUAUUCCUGCUCCACUAUUUCAAGGCUAGUCAUGGUUUGAGUUACGUUGUUUCUCUCAUGUAGGAGAAAACAUCGUCACAGUAAUUUUAGAAGUAGGUUUUCUGGUGUUUUUCUUUUUAAGGCAUUCUAGUGACCAUUACAUUUAUCCCAAAUGGGAAUAAAUGUGAAGAACGCACAAGUUUGAAGUUGUAAAUUUAAUCAGCAGAGGGCAGUGGUGUUCGUUAACUCUGUCCUUGUAGUAAUGUCUGCUGUCCUGGAAUAACAUUUUUUUUGUUUUGCUUUUUUUUUUAUAGUUUGCAACAACAUUGAGUUUGCAUUCAGAAUAAAAAUAACUCAUCCAGAUUCCUCUCCAUGUUAAGAAAUUAGCAAGGUUUUUGAUGUGUUCCAGCAGCAUUAUCUAUAACUGACCAUGGCUAUAAGACUCAUAUUUGUAACUGUAGACUGGUAGCCAGAUUCCUACUCAAAUAGCUGUGAAUGUUUAACAAUACAGUUUGCAGAUUAACACAUUAGAUCAAACAUCGGUAUUUCUUUUUUUUGGCUGCUGACGUUGAAGAAAUACAAUUAAGCAUUUUCUCCUGUUUUUUAGUUCCGGUAUUGACAAGCUAUUAUCAUGAUGUGAAUCUCAAAAGGCCAGUUUGUUGUUGACCUAAUAUACCUAAAAUUUGUGUUUCUAAAAUAUUGAGAGUUACUGGAUUUAUGACCUUCAAACAUAUCUGUUUAUUUAAACCCUUGGUUAUUUCACUAUUCACCAUUAAUGCCUGUGAUUUAAAGAAGCAGUCCAGGGCAGCAUUCAGCCUUCCUGUUCUUUAACUGCAGUUUUCAGCUCGACACUUUCUUGUGAACUACUGAGUUUCCAAAGAUGUGCUUAAUAGCAACUAUUGUGUUCCAUCCAUGCCUGUAAGACUUAUAAAUUGAGCAAGAAUUGAUCUGUACCCUUGUUAAAGUACCAAACACAGAAAAUGGAAGCUGUCGUUCUUAUUGAUUGAUGUCUGAUUGUUUCUGACACUGAAUUGCACUCGCUGAAUAAAUUCUGGGCAGUUGAUCUUUACACACUGCUCAUAAAGAGUU